Molecule: messenger RNA, 1527 nt
Organism: Apis cerana (Asiatic honeybee)
Lineage: Eukaryota; Metazoa; Arthropoda; Insecta; Hymenoptera; Apidae
Product: mitochondrial nicotinamide adenine dinucleotide transporter SLC25A51
Cellular component (GO): mitochondrion
Molecular function (GO): NAD transmembrane transporter activity
Source: RefSeq, a predicted model, not a curated record
AUUUUGAAGUUUGAUAUUUUUAUUUCAAAAUUUUGAUUGGUUCACACAUACACGUUAUGUAUAGUUUUAAUUGGUUAUUUUAUUUAAUUUUAAAGAACUUUAAAAUCCUAAUAACAUAACCAACACAUGAAUAAUUAGUACUGUUCGUAGUACUGAGAAGGAAAUGCAUGAUAGAAAUUUGGUGAAUUAAAAAGUAUAUUUACGUCAAAUUUAUGAUAUAUAUAAACUAAGAUAUGGGUUGAAUUAUGAAUCGCACAAAAUAUAAACGAUGUAUUUAGUUCAAAUCUUUUAAGGAGAAUGAUUUGAAAGACAUAAAUAUGAUUGAUUGUAUAUUCUAAAUUAUAGUUAAAAAGAAUUAUUACAUAAAAUAUAUAUAUUACAUAAAUAUAUUAAUAUGAGUAACAUUGCUUCACAAAAUGUCUCAUUAAGAUCGUUAUUAACACUUAAUAAUAAUGAUUUUAAAGAGUUUGUUUGUGGUUGGGGAGCUGCAGUAAUUAAUGUAUCUAUUACUUUUCCUAUUAAUAAAAUUAUAUUUAGACAGAUUUUAGAAGAUGUUCCAGUCAAUACUGCGUUUCAACAAAUAUCUAGAGAGGGAAUAAGAUUAAUAUAUCGUGGAAUUUUACCACCUCUUUGCCAAAAAACUCUUUCGGUUAGUGUAAUGUUUAGUAUGUAUGAAGGUUGCAAGGAACGUUUGUGUACAUUAACAAAUAAUGAUGUAUUAACUAGAAUAUUAGCAGCGCAUUUUGCUGGUACUGUUGAGGCUAUACUUAUGCCCCUUGAAAGGGUACAAACAUUGUUACAAGAUUGGCGGUAUCAUGAUAAAUUUAAAAAUACUUCUCAUGCAUUUAAAUAUUUAUUAAAAAACCAUGGUAUAUCAGAAUGUUAUCGUGGAUUAGUCCCAAUUAUAUAUAGAAAUAGUUGUUCUAAUCUUAUGUUCUUUAUUUUGAAAGAACAAUCAAAAAAAUUGAUAGGUGAACAAGAAUCAUUAUCUACAAGUUUUAUUAAUGGUGCUCUAAUAGGUGGUUUCACAAGUACUGUAUUUUAUCCUAUGAAUGUAAUAAAAAUACAUAUGCAAUCAAAAAUAGGAGGCAACUUUGAAAAGUUUAUGACUGUUACUCGAGAAAUAUACAUUGCAAGAAAUAGAAAUGUAAUGUCAUUUUACAAAGGUGUACAUUUAAAUUGUAUAAGAUCAUUUAUAAGUUGGGGAGUUAUAAAUGCAUCUUAUGAUUUUCUAAAAACAAUCAUGUUUUCGUAAUAAUUUAUUUCAAAAACUGUUAUUUAAAUUUAUUUAAUAAAAAAUAUUUCUAUUGUACAAUAUGUAUACAUAUAAUAUUUUUUAAUUUAUUCAAGCUAUUAAUCGCACAUUUUUCUUGCAAUGAAAUAGCAAAGUGCAAAACAUAACAAAUGUGAAAAUAAUGAUAAAAAUAUUAUGGAUAAAAAUUAUUUUUUUAUUUAAAAACAAAUCAAUGUAAGUUAUAAUUAAUAAACUUAGUUAUUUAAAGUGAUUUAUAUACAGAAAGUAUGAAA